Messenger RNA from Ctenocephalides felis (cat flea), 3353 nucleotides. Its product is annotated as alpha-mannosidase 2-like. The record is from RefSeq and is a predicted model, not a curated record. Gene Ontology annotation, biological process: N-glycan processing; mannose metabolic process; protein deglycosylation. Gene Ontology annotation, cellular component: Golgi membrane. NCBI's taxonomy places the organism in Eukaryota, Metazoa, Arthropoda, Insecta, Siphonaptera, Pulicidae. The transcript is spliced from 17 exons. Bases 3 to 3353 code for a protein of 1116 amino acids. Gene Ontology annotation, molecular function: alpha-mannosidase activity; carbohydrate binding.
UGAUGGUCCAAAGCCAGGCCGAUGUUGAUACUUCUAUAGUUUACCAGAAAUUUGACUUCCAACCGGCUUGGAUGAAAACAAAAGAAUAUUGGGACGACACCUUUGAAAGGAGAUACAGCAAAAUAAAGCAAGAUCCAAACCGACCACACCUUAAGGUGAUCCUGGUGCCUCAUUCCCACAACGAUCCAGGAUGGUUAAAGACUUUCGAACACUAUUUUGAAUCAGAAACUAGAAAUAUUCUGAACCACUUGGUCAACAAGAUGAGGCAGCAUGACAAUUUAACGUUUAUCUGGUCGGAGAUCAGUUUUUUGCAAGCUUGGUGGGAUCAAGUGCAUCCCACGAAACAAAAGGCGUUUAAAAAGUUUGUCCAAGCUGGAAGAAUAGAAAUAACAACCGGCGGUUGGGUUAUGACUGACGAAGCCAACGUGCACUUGUUUGCAAUGUGGAACCAACUUGUAGAAGGUCACCAAUGGUUAAAACUCAACCUGAAUAUUACACCAACAACAGGCUGGUCAAUCGAUCCUUUUGGGCACGGCAGUACAUUUCCCUACAUUUUGAGCAAUUCUGGUUUCCAAGGUACCAUAAUUCAGAGAAUUCAUUACGCUUGGAAGCAAUGGUUUGCUUGGAAGAGAUUUGGAGAUUUUAUGUGGGUUCCUGGAUGGGAAGUUACUGGCAAAGAUUCGGCAAAAAGUGCAAUGUUAACUCACAAUAUGCCUUUUGAUAUUUAUUCGAUCAAACAUUCCUGUGGACCUCAUCCAUACACAUGCUUGAACUUUGAUUUUAGGAAAAUUGGAGGUGAAUACACUGAGUACUCCAUCAAAGCACAAUUUAUUGACAAAAAUAAUUUACGAGAAAAGGCAGAACUGUUAUUGGAGCAAUAUUCGAAGGCUGCUAGUCUGUUUCCUCACAACGUGGCACUUGUACCAAUUGGAGAUGAUUUCAGAUAUAAUCACGAAGUCGAAUUCGACCAGCAAUACACCAACUACAAACUCCUAGUCGACUUCAUAAAUGAAAACAGCAAAAAAUACGGAACUGAAAUAUCCUUCGGUACUCCUCGAAAUUAUUUUGAAGCAAUCGAAAAACGUACAGCAGAGGCACAACAACGGUUUCCGACAGUUGCCGGAGAUUUCUUUGUGUAUUCAGAUAUAUUCACUGAGGGUCGACCUGCUUAUUGGUCAGGAUACUUUACUACCAGACCCUAUUUGAAGAUACUGGACAGAACUGUUGAACACAAUUUAAGGAAUGCUGAGAUUUUAUACACAAUCGCCACCAAUAGGGCACGUCAACUAUCCCAGCAUCCGAAUAGCAAACCAGGAGUUAACUCCCAGAAAUACUCUUCGCAUUUGAGAAUCCUUGAAAAACACUACGACAGUCUGACUCGUGCCAGAAGGCAUUUGGCAUUAUUCCAGCACCAUGAUGCCAUUACUGGAACUUCCAAACAUGCUGUCAUGAGAGACUAUGGAUUGAAACUGUUUGAAGCUUUGCAAAUUGCCAAUAAGAUACAAGAAGACUCCAUCGAGAGUUUACUUGUUGAACACAAGGAAAAAGACAAAGACGAUUUGAAAGGUUUUAUUUUGAAGGAUAUCGAGAAGGAGAGUUAUGACAAAUUGGAUAGAAAGGUUCCUAUAUCGAUGUCGAGAGAAAAGAGACAAAUCGUGAUGUUCAACUCGCUUCCACAAGAACGUUCUGAAGUCGUCAUAAUACGCGUGAAUGAUACCAAAAUAGCAAUUCUUGACGACCAGAACAAAGAGGUGCGCAUACAAAUCAGUCCUGUCUGGAACACAUCUACGACUCUACCACAAUGGACAAUAUCCGAUAAAGAAUUUGAAAUAUCCUUCAUAGUCCGCCUACCACCUUUGAGUUUAUCUACAUACUCCAUAAUCACCACCAAGAAAGAAGAUCCCAAAAACUUUGCGACUAUCUAUUGCGAUAAAUGUCAAGACGAUGGUGGAAAGUCGAAGUUCCAAUUUAAACCAAUGCAACCUGGUGAUGUCCAAUUAGAAAACAGAGAUUUGAGACUUUUGUUCGAUGGAAGAAGUGGAUUUUUAAAGACUAUCACGCAUAAAAGUUUUUUGAAGAACAAGGACAAUGCUGAUGGGGCUUCUAAGAAAUAUACAACUAGGAAUGUUAUGUGCAAUGUUAAAUUCGGGGCUUAUGUCAGCGCCCAGUUCCACUCUGGUGCCUACUUGUUUAAACCUGAUCCGAACACUUUGGAACCGGAAAGGGAUAUUUUGAAAGGCCUCUCUCCUGGUCUAAUGAUAAUAAGUGGUCAAAUAUCAAGCGAACUAACAGCCUUGUACAACGGAUUCAUAUCACACACAACAAGAAUAUACAAUUUCAAAAACGAUUACCAUCCUUCCAAAAAUAGUGAAUUAAUGCGUGCUGUAUACUUAGAAACCUUGGUCGACUUUGGAGAACCUCCUAAAUACAGGGAAACUGAACUGUUCCUUAGGUUACAAACAAAUAUCGACAAUGGUGACACACCAGUGUUCUACACCGAUUCUAAUUCUUUCCAAUACCAUAAAAGAACUUUAGUACCAGCAAUUGGUCCUGAAGGCAACUACUACCCGAUAACCAGUAUGGCUUUCAUUCAGGAUGCAAAGACCAGAGUGACUUUGAUAACUGAUCAUGCACAAGGCGCUGCAAGUUUGGAACCAGGUUAUUUGGAAGUAAUGUUGGAUCGAAGGACUUUGUAUGAUGAUUCUCGAGGAAUGGGUGAAGGACUUAUUGACAAUAAACCGACUGUAUUUAAAAACUGGUUGCUGGUGGAAAGUGUUCAUUCGAAGGACGAUGAUCAAAGUGUACAAAAUAGUAAAGAUGCAUCCAACAUCAGAGAAGGUUUAGACAUUGCCAAAGAUUUACUGCAAAAAUCUGCCGAUGCAAAUUCUGAUAAACAAAAUGAAGAAUAUCAACUACCAAGUUUAGCAGCUACACGAUUAGCAGAUGCCUUGAAUUAUCCUCUAAAUAUCUACUCUGUCGAAGAACCAAAUUACACAACAAUAAACCAGGACAGGAGUCGAGUACCUUUAAUAUCACAUCCUUUACCUUGCGACAUGAGAUUGAUCAAUAUGAGAAUACUAAGCGAUGAGACUUAUCAUCAAUUUCCUGGUUCAAAUGCUCUGUUAAUGUUGCACAGACAGGGUUACAGUUGUCAAAUAGGCAGUACAAAUCCUUUGGACACUUGCCACAAUACAAGAAUGCAUCCUGAUACUACAUUGACUGAUGUUAAAAUAAAGAAAGUAACAGAGACCAGUCUGACUGGUGUUAAGGAUUUGGAACCGGUUAAAGGACUUGGAGAUAUUUUUGUCGAGAAAAUGGAUUUGGCAAUGUACAGGAUAGAUUUUGAAGAGUAG